CGUGCGUUUUGUUCGCAUUUCAUAUAUAGUAAAGUGAGAAAUUCCCAACAAAACGAUCCGCAGUGGCCAGAUUUUUGUAUUUAAAAAUUGGUACAACUGAAAGAAGAUCUGUCAAAAUAAUAAUAAAAAAAAACACACAAAUAAGAAGAAAGUUUUGUGAAAAUCAAAAGUCAAAAUUAACUUAACAAGAAAAACUAACUAAAACUAAUAAAAUGGAUAAUUUUCAAGAAGAAAUGCUUUUGCGUGAAUUGAUCGAGUCCAGUGCCAGCGGGAAUGAGUCUGAAGAAGAAAUGCUUUUGCGUGAAUUGAUCGAGUCCAGUGCCAGCGGGAAUGAGUUCAUACUAGGAAUGUUUUUUGAAGAGCAUACUAGUCUCGAAGACUCAACAGAAGACAAAAAACAUGCCACUGUAGAUUCCUUUAUAAUGACCAUUGAGUCUUUCAGUGAAGAAGAUUUCAAAUCCCACUUCAGAUUGCGGCGUUCAACAAUAGAGCGUCUGAUAACAUCUUAUUCUCAGCAUUAUUUGUCUCUUCACGCAGUAAAUAGAGGAGGACGCAUUAAAAUAGGGUGCAGAAAAGAAGUGUUUAUGUACAUUUGGUACAUCAGCAACACUGUGACCUUUCGACAAUUAGCAAACCUUUUCGGUGUAACAAAGUCCUCCUCAUGGGUUGUAGUGAAUCGAGUUUGCAAGUGGCUGGUAUCCAAAGGACAGGACUACAUAAAAUGGCCUCAAGGAAAUGCUGUUACCGAAAACUGCAGAAAAUUUGAAGAAAAAAAAAGAAUACCUGGUGUUCUGGGUGCAAUAGACUGCACCCACAUAACAAUCGUAGCUCCAAAGAUCGACAAAGUGUGCUACUACAACCGCAAGCAUAAGUUUACAAUUAUCUUGCAAGCUGUCGUCGAUGCAGAUAAAAAAUUCAUUGACAUCAAUUGUGGUGAGCCAGGAUCUCUACACGAUAGUAGAGUUCUCAGGCGUUCUCAGUUAUUCAAAAAGGCUUUGAGCCACACCAACCAACUAUUUCCGGCAAAUUCUUUUAUUUUGGGUGAUUCAGCGUAUGCCGCUUCAAACUGGCUAGUGCCACCAUACAAAGACAAUGGCAGAUUAACAGAACAACAAAGAACGUUUAAUUAUGUUCAUUCUGCUACAAGAAUUGUUGUAGAACAUGCCUUCGGCUUGUUGAAAGGAAGGUUUAGACGACUUCUUAAGUUCACUGAACAACGAGAUAUUCGUUCGGUAACAAAUCUCGUUGUCAGUGCAUGCAUUCUGCACAAUUUAUGUAUCGCGAUGGGCGACACAUACAACGACGAAGGAAUUAGCCAAGAAGAAGAAACCGACACAAUAGAUGCAGCUGAAUCAACCUCGAACCCAACAACAAAUCGUCGUCAAAUAUUGUUCGAAUACUUACGUGAACAUAACAUCAUCUAAAUAAAUAAAAACAUAUACACAUAACAUUUUA
Molecule: messenger RNA, 1455 nt
Organism: Eupeodes corollae
Lineage: Eukaryota; Metazoa; Arthropoda; Insecta; Diptera; Syrphidae
Product: putative nuclease HARBI1
Exons: 4
Coding region: 213-1424 (403 amino acids)
Source: RefSeq, a predicted model, not a curated record